AUGCAUGUAGGCCACAAGACUCGUUCCGUGGACGAUGGCAACUUAGUAAGAGAAGUUCGAGAAAUCCGCCACUCUGGAUAUGUGCCAUACCUCCUCUCUAGACGAUUCGAUUUCGCCAGUCCAUACGGAAGCAAACGCGAGCCGUGGGCGCUUGCACCAAUCGAGUUCAGGGGGUACUACGGAGAUGGCCUUCCGAAGCGUAAUUUCGACGAGAUCGACCGAUCCGGCCUGGACACGUUCGUGAAGAAGCGCAACUUCGACGAGAUCGAUCGUUCAUCGAUGCCGUUCCCCUACGCGACCAAACGCUUCUACCAUCUUUCAAGCUUCGACAAGAAGAGGUACCGACCUGACUACCCCAUGGACGAGAUUGACCUGUCACACUUCCCCAUUGGUUCCAAGCGGUCUCAAGACGACUAUCCCCUCGUUCCCCGCAAUUUACUGUAAACAAAAGAAUCCAGAUACCGUCCUAUUUAAUAACCAUUAUGUCCACAAUUCCACAUAAAUGUCUUCGCUCAGAACUCUGUGAUUGCCUAAUAAAA
Molecule: messenger RNA, 539 nt
Organism: Spodoptera exigua (beet armyworm)
Lineage: Eukaryota; Metazoa; Arthropoda; Insecta; Lepidoptera; Noctuidae
Source: the annotation of a GenBank genome assembly